Rotaria socialis is the source of this 1617-nucleotide messenger RNA. The record is from the annotation of a GenBank genome assembly. Lineage: Eukaryota; Metazoa; Rotifera; Eurotatoria; Philodinida; Philodinidae.
AUGGAACAUUCAUAUAUCCAAAUAACUGAUUUACCAGAUGAGUUGCUUAUUAUGAUAUUUAAAAAAUUAAAUAAUAUGCAAGUACUUCAGUCUGUAUUGGAUGCUAAUAUACGGUUCAAUAAAAUUGCACGUGAUUCAACAUUUACUAGCCGUUUAACAUUGUUUCGAUGGUCAUCUGAUAAUUUUAUCUAUCCACUAGCUGAUUCAAUACUUGAUCGAUUUAUUAUACAAAUAAUACCUCAAGUUCAUCAUAAUGUCAAAUGGCUUGGCAUUGAAUCAUCAUCACUGCAGCGUAUCCUUCUUGCUGCCAAAUAUCCUAAUUUGAAUGGACUUGUUAUUUUCAAUAUUAGCGAAGAGAUAACUCAACGGUUAUUUACUGAGGAAAAUCAAUUAACUCACAUAUUCAAAUAUCAAAUAACAAGAUUGGUUAUUUCAAUUUGUGACAGUAAGAAAGACUACUGGACAGAUGAAGAGCAGAUAAGUGUUUUUACACGAAUGUUAAAUGCGUUUAGCAAUAUACGUGAUUUAAAAUUGUAUUCACCUUCAAACUUAUGUGUUGACCGAUUAUCAUUCAAAAAUCACCGCCCAACUUUCUUCUCGUCAACUCUACUGGAAUUUCAUGUCCAUGUUCAAUCAUUUAGCGAUUGUCUUUAUUUGCUCGAUGGUCGUUUUAAUCAACUUCAUACGUUAAUUGUGACAAUUGAUUGGAUUUUAACUUCACAACCAAUGAAUAAUAAUAGAGAAGAAUUGCCAAAUCUAACGUGUUUUUCACUGACAGUCCUUUCAAACGUUCAUUUUUAUGAUCAAUCAGUUUUGCCACUUCUACGUCGAAUGACAAACUUGAGAAAACUUGCCUUGUACAUUGCAGUUGAUUAUUAUGAAAAAUUUAUUGAUGGAAAUGAUUUGAGAAAAACUAUUAUCAAUCAUUUACCUCGAUUGAAUGAAUUUGUGUUUAACAUUCGGUCCAUUAUUUAUCUUAACGAUGAUAUUCAUUUAUUGACCAAUGAACAAAUUCAAAACACAUUCACAAGUUUCGUCAGGAAUAAAAUUAUUUCUUGUGUUGAUUUUUUUCCUAAGGAAAAAAAUGGUCGAUGUCAUAUUUAUUCACAUCCAUACACAAUGAAAUAUUAUCACGAUAUUACAAAUAAUUUCCCUGGUGGGUUAUUUAAAUGUGUUUGUGAAGUAUCGUUAUUUGAUGAGCAACCAUUUGAACAUGAUUUUUUUCUUCGAAUUUCUCAAUCAUUCCCAUUUAUGGAAAGAUUAACUUUAUCUAAUUUCAAAUCACAAAAAUACAAACAACAUACAAAAUCAACAAAUGAUAUAAAGGAUUGUUCAAUUAUUGAAUAUCAUCAUCUUACUAAAUUGGUUCUACUUGAUGUUAAUCUUGAUUAUGUCGAACAAUUUUUAGAUAAAACGAAAACAUCUUUCACCAAUAAUAUAUUUCUUACUAUAAAAUCUUAUCUAUUGGGAAAAGGAACAAACUAUUUUACAAGAAGUGAAUUGCGAGCCAAUUGUGCUAAAGUCUAUGGUUUGAAUAUUUUCGGUGAAUUAAAAACUCGUAAAAAUCUCAAUGCAUAUUUUCCUAAUGUAAAUAAAAUACAGUUUUCAUGUUGCUAG